Conger conger (European conger) is the source of this 2609-nucleotide messenger RNA. RefSeq names its product B cell receptor associated protein 31 (gene bcap31). NCBI's taxonomy places the organism in Eukaryota, Metazoa, Chordata, Actinopteri, Anguilliformes, Congridae. Gene Ontology annotation, biological process: endoplasmic reticulum to Golgi vesicle-mediated transport; intracellular protein transport. The coding region runs from base 278 to 1024 and encodes 248 amino acids. Gene Ontology annotation, cellular component: endoplasmic reticulum membrane; endoplasmic reticulum. The record is from RefSeq and is a predicted model, not a curated record. The transcript has 8 exons.
GAGUGGUAGUGCUUAAGUGGAGUGAAGGAGGGUGAAGUGAAAGAUAAUGGGACACAGCCGCUUCUCCAGUUAAAUAUAUUUUGAUGGUGGUGUCGUCAUCACGUGUGUCGUACUUUCAGAGUUGAAAGUUCAGACCGUGAUGAGUUGGCCCUGAAAAUAGGAAGUAACAGUGUUUCUAUUUGGAAGAAAGGGAAAAAGAAAUAUUUAGUGCUUUGGAAAGCUAGCUCUCUUUUCUGGAGGAUCUGGUGUGUGUAAAGAAAAGCCGUCUGUGGUCAACAUGAGUCUCCAGUGGACUGCCGUGGCCGCCUUCCUGUACGCAGAGGUGUUCUUUGUGCUGCUACUCUGUAUCCCCUUCAUCUCCCCCCAGAGAUGGAGCAAGAUCUUCAAGUCUCGCUUGGUGAAGGCCAUCAAGACGUAUGGGAACACCGUCUUCAUGGUUGCCAUGGGGAUCCUGGUCUUCCUGCUAAUUGAUGCGGUCCGGGAGGUGAGGAAGUACAGUGUGCAGGACACAGUGGACCUCAGCAACAACCCCUCAGCUGUGGAGCACAUUCACAUGAAACUCUUCAGAGCGCAGCGGAACGAGUACAUCGCCGGAUUCGCCCUGCUGCUCUGCCUGCUGCUGAGGCGGCUCGCCACCCUCCUGUCCCAACAGGCCACCAUGAUCGCGUCCAACGAGGCCUUCAAGAAGCAGGCGGAGGGCGCCAGCGACGCCGCCAAGCGCUACAUGGAGGAGAACGAGAAGCUCCAGGAGAAACUGAGAGAGGCUGGGAUCGAUAUUCCUGAGGUCGGGAAGAAAGCUGAUGUAAGCCUGGAGGAGGAGAACAAGUCCCUGAAGGCCGAGAUGAAGAAGCUGAAGGAUGAGCUUGAGGCUACCAGGAAAGUCCUGCAGAAGUCUGAUAGUGAUGUGAAGGCCAUGAAGAAGCAGGCAGAGAACCUGACCGUGGAGUAUGAUCGCCUACUGGAUGAGCACGCCAAGCUGCAGGCAAGUGUGGAUGACCAACCACGCGAGAAGAAGACAGACUGAGGUGGACGCCCAGUGUUCAGUGACCCAGAGUUCUCCACACCGAUUACCUGCCCGCACCUGCACAAGUCUGGAUCCUCAAGACGCACGCUCAUUCCUGAUUAGGGUCUUUUGGGGAAAGCCCUAGUCCGAUUGGCUUGAGUCCAUUAUGCGCACUUCCUAUUAGCUCAAACACAUUAUGUACACUGACUAUUGGCUUGAACACAUUAUUUACACUUCCUAUUGGCUGAAACCCAUUAUGCACAUUUUCCAGUCGAGCGUAGGAGAGUAGGGAAAAUGACUACCUUCCGUUCUCUUUGGCAGAAAUUUCAGCCCUGUUCUGUUCUGAUGUUCUCAAAGCCGCAAGGUAUUCAAAAACCGAAAUUUAGAAAUAGAAAGUUUGUCUCUCGUCUCCUCUUUGAGUUAACAGAAUUUUAUCUGAAGAAUAUAUUUUGAAAUUGGGAGAGAGGUUCUUUCUUCGGUUUCUUGACCAAUUGCAUGUAAUUUUUCGUUUUCUGUUUUUUUUUCUGUAAACUGGUUAUUUUUUUAAGUGUGACCAUACAGGGACCAUAGUUGGCGUCUGCUCUCUCCUCUCUCAUGACCGGAGAUGUUUUGAUCCAGUUUUAGUGUAGAGUGUCCAGCUGCUUCUGCUGCUAAUAGCACCUGUGUUAUGUAAUCCUGUGCCUCUGCAACCCAGCACUGGCAUCCAUUACAUUCUGCUAAACGACACUGUAGAGGGUUUGUUUGUGAUGCCUGGACAUCCUGAAACUGGCAUUGAUCUACAUAAGAUGUUAUUUUGCCACCAUCAUGGCAUACAUCUGGAAAAAAUAAAUAAUAAUAAAAAAAAUAAACGGUCCAUAUUCAGCACUGUAAUGUAGUGUAGAAUGUUGCCUUUUUACAGUGGGGUGUGGGGUGUAGCCAUUGCUGGUAUUUCUUUCAUGCUGUUGGGAUAGUUCAAUGCUUUUUUUUUGUUGUUUUUCUUUUCCCUUGCUUUUUUUUUUUGUUGCUUUAUAUAUUGUAAAAAAAAAAAAUCUUGGACAUGACAUACAAUUGUUUUGUUGUAUUUGGAUUAAUUACCAGAAAAUUGAGAAGAUCAAAGUAUGAAAUGAAUUGCUUCUUUAAUGAUUGACUGACUUUUUAUUCAGCUCGUUAUAGAUAGUCGCCUCUGCGCAACACUAUCUAAGCGUUUGAUAUCGGUUCAUCAUUAGGGAAAUGAUUACACCUGUUGUUCCAGGAAGCCCCCGUUUACCUGUCCUUGUACUGAUGUAUGUUCUCUGAUCACAUGUUCGAGGGCCUGACUGUACUCUGAAACCAAAGCGCGUUUCAUGUGUCUGAACGGAGAUGUACUGGUUUAAAAUCUCUGAGCCUGCAUAAUCCAAUAUGGGCCAUGUCACGCUGUAAAUCAGAAUUUAAUUGCCGUCCCUGGAUAAGGAAACCCGACGCGCAUCCUCAGAGGCUGACGUUACAUUUCAGAACCCGUUACAGGUCCAGCUGGCACCCUGGUUCUGAAAUGGAGCCCGUCCAGUCCAAUGUUUCUUGUACGGAAAAGUUGGCUAUUCUGUUUUGAGGUUCAGUGCAUGUCAAAAUAAAAAAACUUACAAUAUUGAAA